AUGACUCAGUCAAAUAAAGCCCUGCCAACGAAAUAUAAAAGGGAAGAAAAUUGCCAACGUGGUUUAUGGACUAAAAAUCAACUCGAAUCAGCCAUACAUGCCGUAAGAAAUGAAAAAAUGGAGGUCAAUGCUGGCGCCAGGAAUUUUGAAGUGCCGGCACCUACAUUAAGAAGAAUAAUGAAAAGUAACAAUAAAAGAAAAAGUGCAUUGGGAGCAAGUAGUGUUCUCAGCGAAGAAAGAAAAAAGAAGAAAGCUGGUUUUGCACCUACAACAUCUGAAGUUAGAGAAAUGGCUUUCAGAUUAGCAAAAGAAUUAAAAAUUAAAACUACUUUUAAUAAAGAAAAAAAACUAACAGAUUUUGACUGA
Molecule: messenger RNA, 366 nt
Organism: Diabrotica balteata
Lineage: Eukaryota; Metazoa; Arthropoda; Insecta; Coleoptera; Chrysomelidae
Source: the annotation of a GenBank genome assembly